Messenger RNA from Dromiciops gliroides (monito del monte), 696 nucleotides. RefSeq names its product translation initiation factor IF-2-like. The transcript has 2 exons. Bases 1 to 696 code for a protein of 231 amino acids. Lineage: Eukaryota; Metazoa; Chordata; Mammalia; Microbiotheria; Microbiotheriidae. The record is from RefSeq and is a predicted model, not a curated record.
AUGCUGCCGCUGCCGCUGCCGCCGCCUGCUCGGGCCGCUCCUGCUCGUGGCGCUGCCGCCGCCGCGGCUCCUCGUCGGGCCCGGGCCGGGCUGGGCUGGGGCUCGCUCGGCCACGUGCGCCCGCGCCUCGGGCGGCUGCGGCUCCGGCUGCGGCUCCGGCUCGGGCUGGACUCGGGCGGCUCCCGGGCUGGGGCUGCGGCCCGACGGGGAGGGAGCGAGCGAGCGAGGACGAGGCUGAGGCUGCCGCUGCCGGGCGGGAGGGGCGGGGGAGGAGGAGGAGGAGGCGGCUCCCGGGGGGAGGGCCACGGGCGGGAGGCGGUGGGAGCGGCUCGUGCGCCUGCGCACGGCGCGCCGCCCGGCCCGCCACCGCGGAGCCACGCCCCCGGGGAGAGGGGGAGGGAGGGCGGGCCCGCCCAGAAGGGCUAUUUCAAGGUGACGUCACCCGCUAUAAAUAGCGCCUCCGCGCUCUCCGUUUCCCCGCCCGGCCGGAGCCGGACCGACGCAUGCGCCCUGCCCGUGGUGCAGUUUGGUGCUGCAAAGGUGGAGGUGGGAGCCUGGAGGGGUGGGGAUUGCGGAGCGGGAGGGCUCGGCGCGCAGUCCGGAGCCGCCGGGCUCUGGGUAACCUUGUCCAGAGCCCUGCCCCCACUCUGGCCUCAGUUUCCUCCGCUGACAGAAGGCCUCCAGCGGAGAUUCUGA